Molecule: messenger RNA, 953 nt
Organism: Zymoseptoria tritici IPO323
Lineage: Eukaryota; Fungi; Ascomycota; Dothideomycetes; Mycosphaerellales; Mycosphaerellaceae
Gene: MgRho3
Product: ras small GTPase
Exons: 4
Biological process (GO): small GTPase-mediated signal transduction
Molecular function (GO): GTP binding; GTPase activity
Source: RefSeq, a predicted model, not a curated record
CAACUUUAAACAUCAGCUCUCCUCCCCCCCUCGACCGGAGAUUGGAGAUUACCUCAUUACAGCAGCAACAACCGCUGGGCUUGCUCGAACUCAGACUCCGCCCACCUGCGUCUUCCCACUCUCACACCACCAACCCGACACACAAUCGCGAUCAGGACGUCUCUCUCUCUCACCCUCACUACUGCCGCGACCCGUCUCCCGCGCCCCGACGACCACCUUUCCCUCUCCCGACUCCGAAUCCCCACGUCCCUGGUGCGCGUUGCCAGUACCAGUACCAGUACCUCGACUCGACGACCAGACUUCGCACCUCAACGACGUCCACAUACACAUUCAUUCGCACGACGCGCACAACAAUCUUUUUACGAAGUUCGACCAUCAUGCCGGCGCUUUGUGGUGGUAGCAAGACGGUGCAGCGGAAAUUGGUGUUGCUUGGUGACGGAGCCUGCGGCAAGACCUCCCUGCUCAACGUCUUCACGCGCGGAUACUUUCCGACUGUAUACGAACCCACCGUCUUCGAAAACUACGUCCACGACAUCUUCAUCGACAACGUCCACGUCGAACUCUCCCUCUGGGACACGGCGGGCCAAGAAGAAUUCGACCGUCUCCGCUCCCUCUCCUACGAUGACACGCACGCCAUCAUGCUGUGUUUCAGCGUCGACUCGCCCGACAGCUUGGAGAACGUGGAGUCCAAGUGGGUGGGCGAAAUAGCGGAGAAUUGUCCGGAUGUGAGACUCGUGUUGGUCGCGCUGAAGUGUGACUUGAGGGAGGUGGGGAAAGACGAUGACGAGGGUGGAGCGGAAGGAGGGGUGAAGAGGGAGUGUAUUGAUUAUAAGCAGGGGCUGGCGGUUGCGGAGAAGAUUAAGGCGUUGAGGUAUCUUGAAUGCUCAGCGAUGAAGAACCGCGGCGUCAACGAAGCGUUUACAGAAGCCGCGCGCGUGGCACUACAGGUCAAA